AUGGUUCAGUUAGAUCGAUUCGAAAUAGUUUUCAAUAAUCCCGAGGAAACAUAUUUCGCCGGUCAGGAAAUUUCGGGAAAAGUGAUCAUUGAGAAUAAGGAGCCGAAAAAAGUGAACGAGAUUCUUUUGGAGUUGAAAGGACGUGCCAGAACUUAUUGGACCAAGCAUUCAGGAAAAUCUCGAAAACACUGCUCACACUCGGAACCGUAUUUCUUGGAACAAUUCAACACUGGAUACACUCACAAGUUCACCGUUGUCAAGGACGGAAAAGAGAAAGAACGAGUUCUUCCAGCUGGCAUUCAUCAGGUUCCUUUCUCCUACACUCUUCCGAAAUCCCUCCCAUCUUCAUUCGAAGGAGAGUUCGGACACAUUCGAUACACCUGUAAAGCCAUCUGUGAGAGACCGUGGGACUUUGAUAUUGUCACUCGAAAAGCGUUUACUGUAGUUGGAAUUGAAGAUAUCAACUCGGACUCGAAGCUAAACGAACCAAUCACAUGCAUUGAAUCCAACCAUGCUGUAACAUUCUGUUGCCGUUCGACUGGAAGUGUAACUGGUGAAAUUCGAAUACCAAAGUGUGGAUUCACUCCUGGAGAGAAGAUUGAUGUCAGCUACAAAGUGAUCAAUUUGAGUUCUAAAACACGGAACACGGCACUUCGAUUCGUUCAACAAGCCACCUACAAAGCGAAAACAUUCGCAGGUCAUGAGCACAUCAAAACUGUGGUUCGAGUGAUUUCGAAAAUUGAUAAAGGAGAAGUACCAGGGGGAACAACAACUGAAUGGCAGGAUGAGUCAAUUACCAUUCCUUCGUUACCUCCGAAAUUGGGAAAAUGCAAGAUUCUGUCCGUCAAUUAUGCGGUAGAAUUGGAGAUCGACCAAACCCUAACCGUUCCUUGCCCAAUUGUGAUCGGCUCAAUUCCCCAACUCUCCCAGUUGUUAAUUCAUUCGAAACAGUCCGUUCAAAGUUCUGGAAACGGAUCACUUCCGAAAAGUUCCAUCAAGGACAUCCCACCGAAAUGGGAUAGUGAGAGUUGUGUGCAGGUGACAAUAACAGAUGAAAGUGGCCAGCUAGUAGAGGAACUUGGAAACGAGAUGGAAGCCUUACUAUCGGCUCGAAAACGAGUUCGAAUGCCAUCAUCCAUUCUCAGCGAGCUGUACCCGACAAUGCCCAGCCCGUAUUACAAAGAAUCGUUCUUUGGCAGCAGUGACAUAUCAGAGGAAAAGGAGCAAGCGCAGUUCGGAGAGAUCAAUUUCGCACCAAAAUAUCCGUUUUAUACCGAUUGA
Molecule: messenger RNA, 1281 nt
Organism: Caenorhabditis briggsae
Lineage: Eukaryota; Metazoa; Nematoda; Chromadorea; Rhabditida; Rhabditidae
Gene: Cbr-arrd-17
Product: Protein CBR-ARRD-17
Exons: 8
Coding region: 1-1281 (426 amino acids)
Biological process (GO): protein transport
Cellular component (GO): cytoplasm
Source: RefSeq, a predicted model, not a curated record